CAUAGCCUGAUAUUAGACUCGACAGAGUUCUUUAAGAAGAUGGAGACAGAAAUCCUUCGAAAAGUUCAGCAAAACGAUCUAGGAUGGCGCAAUAAGGAUAAAGGACCGGGAAGUACAUCUCGAACGACUCAAGAUGGUAGGGAAACUAACCCAAAGCGACAAAAACGCUCCUCGCCUGGUAAUUCACAACAAAAUUCAAAUAUAACAUCUUCCGAUGUACAGAUGCUAGUCAAACAAGAACUACGAAUGCUCCAAAAACAAGUCUGUGCUAAAGAUUACACACUUUGUCGCCCAGGACCCAAAGGAAGCCAAGGGAGGCGGGGUAGACAGGGAACCCGUGGGAAACGGGGAUCCCCAGGGAAACCUGGGCCAUAUGGACCCCCUGGCAAACAUGGACCAGUAGGCGCGAAAGGAGCGAAAGGAAUCAAGGGGGACAUCGGGAAAACGGGAGACCUCGGACCCAAGGGACCGUCAGGCCCGCAGGGUGUGAAAGGUACCAAAGGUGAGCAGGGCCAGUCCCUCUUAUUGCCCUCCCUCCUGGAGCGUCCUGUAGGAAAGACAGUCAAUGAAACUCAGACAGCCAUGUUGAAAUGUGCAGCGGAUGGUAACCCAGAGCCAUCAGUCACGUGGUACAAGAUGAAUUCGUCCCUUCCAGCCGGACGUCACGUGGUAGAGUCCAGUGGUUCUCUAAUUGUGAAGGACGUGAAAGCUGAGGACGAUGGAGUAUACACCUGCAAAGCGCAAAGUCUGCUUGGACAAGUGAACGCCUCGGCUAAAUUAACUGUACAGUGUAAGCUUUACUGGCUUCUUAAUUCGCAAUGA
This is a messenger RNA of Stylophora pistillata, 822 nucleotides long. RefSeq lists its product as uncharacterized. Gene Ontology annotation, cellular component: axon; plasma membrane; neuronal cell body. Gene Ontology annotation, biological process: homophilic cell-cell adhesion; synapse organization. The record is from RefSeq and is a predicted model, not a curated record. Gene Ontology annotation, molecular function: axon guidance receptor activity. Lineage: Eukaryota; Metazoa; Cnidaria; Anthozoa; Scleractinia; Pocilloporidae.